AUGCUACAGAAUCUGAAGGUGAAGAAAAAGACGAAGAAGGAGGGAGCAGCUCUGAGGUGGAUGAAACAGAGGAGGAGGAAGAAGAAGAUAAGGGAGAGACUGGAGAAGAGGAUAGAGAGGAAGAAGAGGAGGAAAGUGAGGAUGAAGAAGAACAAGGUGGGGAUGAAGAAGAACAAGGUGAGGAUGAAGAAGAACAAGGUGGGGAUGAAGAAGAACAAGGUGGGGAUGAAGAAGAACAAGGUGAGGAUGAAGAAGAACAAGGUGAGGAUGAAGAAGAACAAGGUGAGGAUGAAGAAGAACAAGGUGAGGAUGAAGAAGAACAAGGUGGGGAUGAAGAAGAACAAGGUGGGGAUGAAGAAGAACAAGGUGAGGAUGAAGAAGAACAAGGUGAGGAUGAAGAAGAACAAGGUGAGGAUGAAGCAGAACAAGGUGAGGAUGAAGAAGAACAAGGUGAGGAUGAAGAAGAACAAGGUGAGGAUGAAGAAGAACAAGGUGAGGAUGAAGAAGAACAAGGUGAGGAUGAAGCAGAGAGUGCUGACAGUGAAGAGUCAGGAGAGGAGGGCAAAGAGGGAAGUGACUCCACAGAGUCAGCAAAGAGUGAAGAAGAAGAAAAUGAGACUGACAAAGAAGAAGAGGCUGAAACUGAAGGACAGAAAGAUGAUCAAGACUCCACCAAAAGUGAAGAUGAGGAGGAAGGCUCAGAGGAAGAUGAUGAUGAUGAAGAAGAUAGUGAGGCUCAUGAAGAGGAGGAAGAGCAAGGUAGAAAAAGUGAUGAAGAUAACAAAGAGGAGGACGAGGAAGAAGAAGAUAAGGGAGAGACUGGAGAAGAGGAAGAGGAGGGAGAAGAUGAAGGAAAGGAUGGAGAAGCAAAGGGAGAGACUGCUGAGGAGGAGGAGGAGGAGGAGGAGGGUGGUACAGGGGAUGAGGAAGAAGAGGCUCCGGAAGAUGGUGAUGAAGAACAAGAUAGUGAUGCUCAUGAAGAGGAGGAAGACCAAGAUGGAAAAAGUGAUGAAGAUAAUGAAGAGAAGGGCGAAGAAGAGGAAGAAGACAUAGAGGAGGAAGAAGAUAAGGGAAGGAGUGGAGAAGAGGAAGAAGACAUAGAGGAGGAGGAGGAAGAUAAGGGAAGGAGUGGAGAAGAGGAAGAAGACAUAGAGGAGGAGGAGGAGG
Acanthochromis polyacanthus (spiny chromis) is the source of this 1167-nucleotide messenger RNA. RefSeq names its product inner centromere protein A-like. The transcript is spliced from 2 exons. The record is from RefSeq and is a predicted model, not a curated record. Lineage: Eukaryota; Metazoa; Chordata; Actinopteri; Pomacentridae. Bases 1 to 1053 code for a protein of 350 amino acids.